Messenger RNA from Echinops telfairi (small Madagascar hedgehog), 1541 nucleotides. It is a transcript of the gene TSEN2, whose product is annotated as tRNA splicing endonuclease subunit 2. Gene Ontology annotation, biological process: tRNA-type intron splice site recognition and cleavage; tRNA splicing, via endonucleolytic cleavage and ligation. The coding region runs from base 102 to 1415 and encodes 437 amino acids. NCBI's taxonomy places the organism in Eukaryota, Metazoa, Chordata, Mammalia, Afrosoricida, Tenrecidae. Gene Ontology annotation, cellular component: tRNA-intron endonuclease complex. The transcript is spliced from 11 exons. The record is from RefSeq and is a predicted model, not a curated record. Gene Ontology annotation, molecular function: tRNA-intron lyase activity; nucleic acid binding.
GAGACAGGUCUCCAGCAGCACAGAGGUGUCUCCGCAAAAAGGCCUGGUGAUCUACUUCUAAAGAAAUCAGCCAUUGAAAACUUCGGUACACAUGGGGCCGCAUGAGUCGGAGGCUCCGGUCACUGGAUGUUUUGACCAGGAGCAGUUGGCUGGGGAGGAUGGCAGAAGCGGUUUUCCGGGCCCCGAAGAGGAAGAGGAAAGUGUAUGAGCAUUAUGAGUCUCCACUGCCGGUCCCCUUUGGGCAGGACCAGGGCCCUGGGAGAGGAUCCAGACUAUACCGGGCCGAGCUGAUGAGCAACAACAUCAUCGUGAGGGACGCAGAGGAUAUUAAGCAGCUCUAUGGGAAAGGUUAUUUUGGGAAAGGUAUUCUGUCAAGAAGCCGUCCAAACUUCACCAUUUCAGAUCCUAAGCUGGUUGCUAAAUGGAAAGCUAUGAGGACAAGCCUGCCCAUCAUCACUUCAAAGAAGUACCAGCGAGGUGUAGAGUGGGCUGCAGAGCUUCUGCGCAGGCAAGGGCAGGAGGAAAGCGCCGUGCGCAGCAUCCUCCAGGAUUACACCAAGCCGCUCGAUCACCCCUAUUUGCAAAGGUACCAAGAGGCUCAAGUGCAGGGUGAGCUCAACUCUGAAGUGGAUCCCAGUAUGGAAGACCCAACAGGGAGAGAGGAGCUUCCGGUGGUGAAUGGAGAUGUUGGAGAGCCGAGUGAUACAGAGGACCUGAGUCAGCCUUGUGCCUGCCCACAGGGGGGUUCUAGGCAGGAUGCCAUAGCUGCAAAUGACUCUGCUGGACUCCCUGAUAACACUGCCCCCCUGACCCCUGCACAGCUCAGCCACCAUGAGGACUCCAUCCCCCAGCGAGGCUCUCAGCUGGAGGAUGGCCAGUGUACAGGUCUCCUGUCUGCCGAUGAGUACGUGCUUGUGGAACACGUGGCUGCUGACGGGAGCCUGGGAGAGGCUGCACCGAGCAAGGAAAGACUCCUGUGCAGGAGAAACCCAUACAGGAUCUUUGAAUAUUUGCAGCUCAGCCUAGAAGAGGCAUUCUUCCUGGUCUAUGCUCUGGGCUGUCUAAACAUUUAUUAUGAGAAGGAGCCUCUAACAAUAAUGAGGCUCUGGAGCACUUUCACUGCAGUCCAGCCCUCAUUUAGGACCACGUACAUGGCCUACCAUUACUUUCGAAGCAAGGGCUGGGUGCCCAAGGUGGGACUCAAGUAUGGAACAGACCUACUGCUGUAUCGAAAAGGCCCUCCGUUUUACCAUGCCAGGUUUGAAGAACUGAUGCUGUGCUAUCUGAUCAAACCCUCCACCAUGACUGACCAAGAAAUGGAGUCACCGGAGUGUCUGAAAAGGAUGAGAGUUCAGGAGGUGAUUCUGAGUCGUUGGGUCUCUUCACGAGAGAGGAGCGACCAAGACGAACUCUAACGGCCCAGUUCACGUCCGACUUCAGUGACCAGUCCUUGUGAGUCUGCUACCACCUGCCAAGUUCAGGGCUAGGUCCAAAAGGCUAGUAUUGAAACUGCCCAUUAUUAAAACGUUUUCAAGGGCCUA